Lineus longissimus is the source of this 3561-nucleotide messenger RNA. Its product is annotated as anaphase-promoting complex subunit 5-like. NCBI's taxonomy places the organism in Eukaryota, Metazoa, Nemertea, Pilidiophora, Heteronemertea, Lineidae. The transcript is spliced from 15 exons. The record is from RefSeq and is a predicted model, not a curated record. Gene Ontology annotation, molecular function: protein binding. Gene Ontology annotation, cellular component: anaphase-promoting complex. Gene Ontology annotation, biological process: positive regulation of mitotic metaphase/anaphase transition; anaphase-promoting complex-dependent catabolic process; protein K11-linked ubiquitination. The coding region runs from base 458 to 2827 and encodes 789 amino acids.
GUCCAUGUAGAUUUAAUCCCCCAGUUUAGGCCAUGCCCUUCUUGAUGGCCGCCUAGAGGCUGACAAACGUUUUCUUUUAUCCUGCACCGACUACAUUUUAAUUGUUUUUACCGACCAAGUUUUUAGAGCGCACAGCGUGAGCAUGCACUCCGAGGCUACGUCACUCCCCCUAUAAUAGGCACUGAUGCGGUUCACGCGACGCUCGGGGAAACACGAUUUAGAUUUAGAUUUAGAUACUAGGUCAAUUUCCAACAGGCCUUGUGUUGAGGCCAUGAAGUGAAAUUCGACCAAGCUGAGCAAUGAAAAUUUCAUUUUACACUUCCACCUAAAACAAAGAAUUUGUUUAUCAACAAGGGUAGGCCCCUAUGGCCUAAACUGGGGGAUUUACUUCAAGCUUGACCACAUCCUGAUCUGAGAAUUACAAGUAAAGUUUAACACUGCGACAGCAACCCUUGCCAUGACAACUGAUCUAUUCUCCUUUGGAGUCGGCAAGAAUCUGAUGGAGCAUGUCACACCCCAUAAAAUGGCGCUUCUGGUUAUGAUUCGAGAAUACUGUAUUGUCCGGGGAAAGAUGAAAGGAAGGCAUUUUCUAGUGAACCAGGAACCAGAGGUGGAUGAUAUUAAACUUUCAGAGAAGGAGAUGAGAGACUUUAUGACCACUAUGCUGAAACUUCUUCAGUCUGGAGACACUGAACUGAAACAACUUUGUUACACCAUGAAGAAGACCGUCAACACAGAACUCUACACAUUGUUUGUGGACCGGUUUGAGGAAAUGUACAGUGAGGGGAUUAGAAAAAUAAUGGACUUCUUCCAGUUUCUGUCUGAUGUCUUGCUUCAAGAACCAAAUACAUUAGUGAAUAAAUCAAGUGUUGUAGGUCUGUUCAUCCGUCGCAUGGUGCUAUCUUUUGAGACGUUAUCGUUCAGCCAAGUGACCAAAAUCUACCAUCAGUACCGACGCUACUACGAGGAAUGGAAUAAAACAUGUCCGCCACCAGAUGAUGCUGACUCAACAGUUGAGCAGGAUAGUAUCGUGAUGGAUCUGACAAAUGAACUUGAUGACUCUGAUAUACAGAUGGACAAACUCUCUCCACAGAAACGUCUCAGUGUCAAGUUUGAGGACACCGACUUUAGUCAAACUGGUGAAAGUGGGACACACUCCCGAAGGCAGGCAGAAUACUUCCUAUCCCAGCAGGCUCAUUUGCUGCAACAUAAUGAAGAGGAGACACUACCAACGCGUCGGCUACAGGAAAAACUAGGCGAUCUUUUGAGAAGCAAUCCAGAGUUAGCAGAAGUGCACUAUCUCAGCUAUCUAAAUAACCUGAGGGUAAAUGAAUUCUGUGGCGCUGUCCAUAGCAUCUAUCAUUAUUUCGAUCGCCUCACACUCACUACGCCCGCAGGGAAGGAGUCUGUGAAUAAAAAGCAAGAGGACGACAGUGUCAAAGGUUACAGAUAUGCAAUUUUGAAUCUUGCAGCGUUGCAUUUCAAAUUUGGUCACAGAGAAGAGUCAUUGGCUGCUCUUCACGAGGCCAUCAGUAUAGCACAGGAAUAUAACGACAAUGUCUGCUUGCAGCAUGCACUGGGCUGGCUCCAUCGUCUCGGUGAACAGAACACACUGAACACAGCCAACCUCCUAGAGAGAGCUGUUACCAAGUCUAAUGAAUUACACCUCCCUGUAAGUGAACCAUACCUAACAUCCCUUGGAAUUCAAGCCCUUGCUAAGCAUAGUGCUGCUAACUGUGUACCUCCAGCUAGUGUGUUUGAAUUCAUCCUAAAAAGUGACAUUCUGAACUGCCAACACUCACAGUUAGACCUGAUGUCGAUCAGCUAUGCUCAGAAGUCGGCCAUGUGGCACAUGUACGGGAACCGCCUGAUGUCGACUCUAUCAAGUCAAUUGCUGCUGAACUUGAAUACAGCGGAAUCAGGGAUUUACCUAAAUGGGGAGGCUGGAUGUAUUGCGUUGUGUAAUCUUGCAAGGGUACACAUUGAUGAGGGCCACACCAGCAUUGCAAUGGAGAUCCUUGAGAGCUGCAAACGCCGAUUCCCAAAUCCUUCCCAGCAUGCAAAGAUCUGGAUGUUGGCGGAGCAGACAAUGCUUUUUGAAACUGCAAUGCAUCAUGGAAAAUGGUCGCAAGCGGAGCAGGCCAUUUUGAAUAUGGCUGCUGUUAACAAUAUUGAAGCAAAAUAUAGGAAAGCAAUAUUACUGAAGGAGAAGGGUGAAACCAGUAAAGCAUUGAGUUUAUUGAAUGAGGUGAUGGAAGGACAGAGCAAGGACCCUGAUGACACUACACCUGAUCUGUUCGCAAGAGUGACCCUUAUGUACGCCGAACUCUACUGCCAAACCGGUAACAUGGUAGUCGCAAUAUCACCGUUACUGUCCUGUGUGACAUUCUGCAGACGACAUUACUUUUCUUACCUUGCUGCUAUGGCCACCAUGUAUCUAGCCUAUGUUCAGUUUUGCAUGAAUCUUCCAAACCAAGCUCUGAAACUCAUCGAACAGGAAUUGGUGACAAUCCUAACUUAUGGGACGCAGUAUGACAAGGCUAGAGUCCUGUAUCUCUAUGCUAAAUGCCAAGUGGCCUCUGUUAGUCAUUUAGAUGAGGACACUCGAAAACCUGUUCUCACAUCCAUCACUAGCCAGCUCAACAAGGUGAUAGAUCUGUUCAAGGGCGUUGAGGAUUUCAGGCGCAUGAAGGACGUCUACUAUUAUCAGGCCCGGCUUUACCAUGAACUAGGCCAAGGAGCCGAGAGGAACAAAUGUGCUUUAGAGUUCCGACAACUUGACCAACUCUACCCUACGUUGACACACCUUACUGUGAAUGUGUUAUGAUAUGAGGAAAAUGGAAAAUUUUUUUCAUGCAUGACAUUGUGAAAAUUGAAACAGCAAAAUUGAAAGUCCUGAGGAGUUUGCAUGUCACUUUUGUCUUCAUCAUGAAGGAUUUUGGGGGAGACAUUGAGACUGCAGCAUUAUCCAUUAUGUGGCGAAGAGGCUGCUGUUCUAAUGAUCCCACUUUGCCUUUCCAUAGUCUCUGUAUUACACCCUCUUGCCAUCUAGCCAGCAGAGUGCUCACCUGCGUGGAAUUAAGGCACACGGACAGACUCAUUACCUGAAGAAAAUGUUCCAGGAAACGAGGUCAAACCAUGUGAAAGAAGAAAGUGGCUUUUGUGGAACAUAUAAGCAGUAUGAUUGGGAAUGGUAGAACAGAAGGUCCGUUGGUGUUGGUCUUUGCUACUCAGUACUUUACGUUCUCGAGCAGUUCUGCACCCCCUUUAUUCCCAACACUGUUCUUAGACCUUCUUUUGUAAAAUUUUUCAUAUCGCUCUCAUUUCAUGAAAAAUUUCUUCACAUCUAGAAGCACAUAUCAGUACUGCAAACCUGAUGAGAAUUGUCACAGAAACGUUCUUUAAAAACAAAUUUUAGGUUGCAUAUCAAACAUAUAUUUGAAUAAAUGUUACAAAUUCAGUCAUUUAAACCUAAUAUAAGCAGUAUCUGGCUCUAUCACAUAUGUGUGACUUUACCCUGUAUGUACAUCAAGGUUGGAAAUAAAUAUACCAUAAAUUGUU